CUCUCCCUCACAAAUAAAUAUUACAAAAACCCCCAAAAAAAUUGAAAAUAGAAAAAUAAAUCACACAAUUAAAAAAGCAAAAUAUACUGAACCAAGAGCUUUUCCAAUCUAACCUUACCCACCCACCAAAAAGAAAACAGACAUAAAUCUUCUUCUUCUUUUUCUUUUUAUAUACUUAUAUAUAUCAUCGUAGUUAAUUUCUCAUUAACUGAGUUAUCGCUAGUGUUUGCUAUAUAAUUUCUUGCAACUGGGCAUUUGUUGAGAGCUUUCUUGGCGUGAAAUUUGAGAAAACAGUGUACCGAGCUCUCACACUGGAGAAAGAAAGUUAUUGGGUUGAAUUAAUUAUUCGAAAGCUGCAAUCUUUUUAUCAUUUUGUGGGACUUUGAGGAUUUUCAGUAUCUGGGCUUGUGUGGAUAGGUCACACAAUGUUGGGAAUUUUGAGGUUGUUUUAUGGGUUGGAGCCGAUCGGAAAAGUGCCGGCGAUUUGAUGGGAACGGAGUUGUUUUUCACUCUAAACGGCGUCGUUUCAUGGAGUUUAAGAUUCGGUGCAAUCGAUGUACCGAGGUUUAUUCACUCCGAGGAUAUAGGCUGAAUUUUGCUGUCAUUGUUGUCAAGGUUCUAUUAUUUUUGCUGCUUUUGGAAGCUGCAUUUGCAACUGCCAAAGAUUAUAGAUUGCAAAGUUCAGAUGCUGAACAGAACAAAGACAUUAUAGAGAAACAUUCUUGCAUUCACGAUCAAAUUAUCGAACAAAGAAAAAGACCUGGCCGAAAGGUGUACACUGUGUCUGCUCAGGUCUAUAUUGAGCCUAAUGUUCAGAAGCCUCUCCAAAGAAAAGGAAGGGCUUUGCUAAGUGCACCUGAAUUAUCAAGGAAUGAACUCGACUCCAAAGCCCCCAUUAGGAUUUAUUUAAAUUAUGAUGCUGUUGGCCACUCAUCUGAUAGGGACUGCAGGAGUGUGGGUGACAUAGUGAAGCUGGGGGAGCCAAACGGUGCUUCUUUUUCUGGUGGUCCUUCUUGUGACCCACACGGAAGUCCUCCAAUUUAUGGCGAUUGCUGGUAUAAUUGUACACUAGAUGAUGUAGCUGGGGAGGACAAAAAGUACCGUCUUCGUAAGGCUCUGGGGCAGACAGCAGAAUGGUUUAAGCGAGCCUUAUCAGUUGAGCCGGUGAAGGGCAAUUUGCGGUUGAGUGGAUAUUCUGCCUGUGGUCAAGAUGGAGGUGUACAGCUUCCUAGGGGAUAUGUUGAAGAGGGUGUUGCUGAUGCGGAUUUAGUUCUUUUGGUCACCACAAGACCAACUACAGGAAACACUCUGGCAUGGGCUGUGGCCUGUGAACGGGACCAAUGGGGUCGUGCUAUUGCCGGGCAUGUUAAUGUUGCGCCUCGCCACUUGACUGCCGAAGCAGAAACUUUACUUUCUGCCACACUGAUUCAUGAGGUUAUGCAUGUUCUUGGAUUUGACCCCCACGCUUUUGCUCAUUUUCGGGAUGAGAGAAAAAGAAGGCGUACUCAGGUUACGGAGCAGCUCAUGGAUGAAAAACUCGGACGUGUGGUAACAAGAGUGGUGCUUCCUCGAGUUAUUAUGCACUCACGCUAUCACUAUGGGGCUUUCUCCGAGAACUUCACUGGUUUGGAGCUCGAAGAUGGCGGUGGCCGUGGCACAUCCGGGUCCCACUGGGAGAAAAGACUGUUGAUGAACGAGAUUAUGACGGGCUCGGUUGACACGAGAUCGGUAGUUUCUAGAAUGACACUUGCUCUGCUUGAAGAUAGCGGUUGGUAUCGAGCUAAUUACAGCUCGGCUGACCAUCUUGAGUGGGGCCAUCAUCAAGGGACCGAAUUUGUUACUUCUCCUUGCAAUCAAUGGAAGGGGGCUUACCAUUGCAACUCGACUCAGUUUUCCGGGUGUACUUAUAAUCGGGAGGCUGAAGGAUAUUGUCCUAUAAUGAGCUACAGUGGGGAUCUUCCUCAGUGGGCCCAAUAUUUUCCACAGCCGAACAAAGGUGGGCAGUCAUCAUUGGCCGAUUACUGCACGUAUUUUGUGGCUUACUCUGAUGGUUCAUGCACAGACAUUAGUAGUGCUAGGGCACCUGACAGAAUGCUAGGUGAAGUUCGAGGAAGUGACUCAAGGUGCAUGGCCUCGUCAUUAGUGCGUAGUGGGUUUGUAAGAGGAUCUGCUACGCAAGGAAAUGGCUGUUAUCAGCACAGGUGUCUAAACAACUCGCUCGAGGUUGCUGUAGAUGGAAUCUGGAAAGUCUGUCCUGAAGCCGGUGGGCCCAUUCAAUUUCCUGGUUUCAAUGGUCAACUGAUCUGCCCUGCCUACCAUGAACUUUGCAAUGUGAAGCCACUUUCUGGAUCUGGCGAAUGCCUCAAUUCGUGCAGUUUUAAUGGCGAUUGCAUUAACGGAAAAUGCCACUGCUUUAGAGGGUUCGAGGGCAAAGACUGUAGCAAGCCUGCGAAAAUGGAUACACUGGCAUCGACUGCUCUACAGUGUAGCUUGCAUGGUGGUGUGUGUGAUAACGGUGUGUGUGAAUUCCGGUGCUCGGAUUACGCCGGAUACAGCUGCCUCAACACCUCAGCUGUUCUCCCGGCCCUAUCCGUGUGCCGGGAAUUCUUGCCGGAUUCCGGCAGACACUGUGCUCCGGCGGACCCCAGUGUUCUUCAGCAGCUCGAGCGUGUAGUUGUCAUGCCCAAUUACCACCGACUAUUCCCAGCUGGGCCCCGCAAGUUUCUAACCUAUUUCCUUGCUGGCACCGCCAGGCGGGACUGCGAUCGAGCCGCCAAGCGGCUCGCAUGCUGGAUAUCAAUCCAAAAGUGUGACAAGGAUUGGGACAACAGGAUACGAGUGUGCCACUCGGCAUGCCAAAUGUACAACUCAGCAUGUGGGGCCUCUCUUGAUUGCUCUGACCAAACCCUGUUUAGCAAUGAUGACGAGGCACAAGGACAAUGCACGGGCUGGGGUGAGUUCACGUCAUGUGCUUAUUAUGAUCAUCAUCUUCACGACCCUGUUGCCUGCGUUGAUGUUUUCCUCAGCGACCCUUUUCACACCUCUUUCGUUCCAGGUGGUCUUGGCCUUACCUGCAAUUCGGGGGGUGAAAUCGACGGCGGAGAUGAAAUAAGCCAAGAAAUCGGGGCUCAAAGCCAAAAGCGCGAGGAGCCCAUCGCCGGAGAUUGGAGGGGACACCACUCGCCGGCGCCGGAAAACGGGAAACAGAGAAAAAAAUCGAAUCUUGCUGCAGGAAAUCACGGCACACGAAGCAAUUCCUGUUCCCAGAAGUUAUCGAGAAAGGCCAUAUCUCAGUAUUUCUACAUGCCCAUAGCGAAGGCGGCGAAGGAGAUGAACGUCGGCGUCACCCUUUUGAAGAAAAGGUGCCGGGAGCUUGGGAUUCCCCGGUGGCCCCACCGGAAACUGAUGAGCCUGCAAACCCUGAUCAACAAUGUCCAGGAAAUGGCGAAAGAGGAUAAUGGAGAAAUUAAUGAAGAAGCUAUCAAGAUUUUGGAGCAACAAAUGAGAGAAAUGGAAGAGGCCCCAGACAUGGAUUUGGAGGUAAUGACAAAGAGAUUAAGACAAGCAUGUUUCAAGGCUAAUUACAAGAAGAGAAAACUAGUGAAUGCAGCAGCUUCUUCAAAAAGUGCCUCUUAGAAUGAUGGCCAAACAAAUCUUCUGCUAAUUCAUAUGGAAUGUUGUUUUGAAG
Molecule: messenger RNA, 3688 nt
Organism: Striga asiatica
Lineage: Eukaryota; Viridiplantae; Streptophyta; Magnoliopsida; Lamiales; Orobanchaceae
Source: the annotation of a GenBank genome assembly